ACUGAACAACAAUGCAGUUCACAUCGGAAGAAGCAUAUGCUCGGCUUAUAAGUCAUAAUAUGACUGUGCCACAAAGGAUCAAGGCUACAGGUGAUAUUGUUGACGAAGAAAAUACACCUAAUGGAUUGGUGACUGGCUGGGAUUAUGCAAAUGAGAAAUUUGACAUGAAGGUUCCAGAGAGGAUCUUAGUUGUCGGCCAGGAUCAGCAUAUAGGUACUAAAGCCCCACCCAGAGAAAUACAACUAGAUAAUGCUGUAUUGCCUACUGACCCGGGUAUGAUUCGUGUGAGUACACCUCCACGUGUUAUCACCCUUGACCAACACUACUUUCCAUCUGCUGAUGACUUUCCAGCGGAUAUCCCAAAUUCGCCUCCAAGGAACCUAAGGAGCUUUAGAUCACAAGGUGAUGGAGCAAGAUCCACAACACCUCGGCCUGAUAACUUCAAUGAAUCAACAAUGACUGAAUCACGCCUUGUGCUGAGAGACCCUACUCCUCCAAUGGGACAUGGUGAAGGUCUCUCUACAGCAGAAGAGAUGGUACAUCUACGACGACAAAUUGUCAAAUUGAAUCGACGCGUCAUGGCAAUAGAAGCAGAACAACUUCAGAGACAGCAAAAGGAAAAAAUUGCAUAUGCUAUUGGCAUUGCCUAUUUGUUGUUCAAGGUUAUUGCUUGGCUGAAUAGAUCCUAAUUUUUUGAUUAUGCAGUUGUAAAAUGAAGUUAUUAUGAUGUAUUUUUUGACUUCAUGAAAUUAUAAUCAUAACCAUUUUAUAAAUGGCAUGUCAAAUAGAAAUAUUACAUUAUAAUGUAGAGGGUAUCACAAAGUGGAGUGUUAAACAUUAUGAUUUCUAGAAUAUAGGUAACAUUUUUUUAUACCAUAUUGUACAUUUUAUUAUUACAUUGUACAGUGAUUCUUCAUUCUACUUUCAGUAUAGAUAAUGCUGCAUUUGAUCUACUUGUUAUGAAGUUAUGUGACCUUUACUUUUAGUAUAUAUAGAUGAAACAAUGGGUCAUUUUUAAUUUAAAUAAAUGGUUCCCCA
Molecule: messenger RNA, 1038 nt
Organism: Diatraea saccharalis (sugarcane borer)
Lineage: Eukaryota; Metazoa; Arthropoda; Insecta; Lepidoptera; Crambidae
Source: the annotation of a GenBank genome assembly